Messenger RNA from Jaminaea rosea, 1649 nucleotides. Its product is annotated as CRAL/TRIO domain-containing protein. The transcript is spliced from 2 exons. The record is from RefSeq and is a predicted model, not a curated record. NCBI's taxonomy places the organism in Eukaryota, Fungi, Basidiomycota, Exobasidiomycetes, Microstromatales. Bases 224 to 1618 code for a protein of 464 amino acids.
GACCUCCUAGCCAAAUCAUAGAUUCGACGAUCAUCACGACUUCUUCAGCCGCCCAGCAUCUAGAUCAUCGCACCGAUCCCCGUGCAAGUUCCACGUGGUCCGCCGCCUGCAAGGCUCAGCCCCUCCACCCACAAGGCCGACGAAUCGACGUCGCCUCUUUCAUUCCUUAUCUUGUCCGUGUCCCUCCUCGUCGUCCAAUCCAACCCACCGCCAGGCUAGCAGCAUGUCCUUCUUCUCUCGAAGCCGCUCAAGCGCCUCAUUGAACGCCAACGCCGCCGGCGAGGGCUCAUCCGCUGACUCGCCACGCGGGUCGCGCAAGCCUUCGCCAGUCCCUCCAGCCUCCAACGACGAGUCUGUCAAUGCAGCUACGAAAGACAUGCAGUACCUCGACGUUGGCGGGAGCAGAAGCGGUAGCAGUAGCCCAGAGAAGGAGCGCAAGAGUGGCUUUCUGGGGAUGAGAUCGCGGACGGCCAGUCAAGCGAGCUUGAAGAGCAAUAAGAGCGCAAAAGAGGGGGCGGGUGGCGCAAAGGGCGAGGCAGCUGCGACGACGAGCGCAACGACAUCGACAGGAGCAGGUGUCAGCGUCAACGGCGCCCUCGCAGCGGGCUCGUCAGUGGGCAUGAGAGAGAAAGCCGCCCUCAAUACAGCAGGAGCCGCAGUGUCCAGCACGAGCACGAACGUAGACGAAAAUGCAGAGGAGCUGCCACCAGAGAUGACGGGUAAGAAGUGGCGACCCCGCCCAGGCCAUCCAGGAAACCUAUCGCCUUCUCAAACCUCUGCCCUCCUCCAACUCACCGGUCUCUUAUCCUCUGACUCUGCCCUCCCACCAACAUCUCAAUUCACACCAGAAGAGCUCGAGAUCCCGCUAUGCCGCUUCCUACGCGCUCGCAACUGGAAUGUGAGCCAAGCCCGGGAAAUGUGGAACAAGAGCGUCGAAUGGAAAAAGAGUGUCGAUCUCGACCGACUCAUGACGGAGUUCGACUUUUCCGAGAGGGAACAAGUGGCCAAGGCGGGCUGGCAGAUGUACUUCCACAAAGUGGACAAGCUCGGUCGUCCCAUCUUCGUUCAGGAUCUCGCAGGUUUGGACCCAGCUCAACUCUGGGUUCAUACGAAUCCGGACCGCAUCGUAAAGAACUUCGCCGUCACGCUCGAGCACGCAGUACGGUAUCGCUACAAGGCUUGCAGUGCUGCCACGCCCGACGGGAGGUUGAUAGAGGACAAUCUGAUGAUCCUCGAUAUCCAGGGAUUGGGGAUGAGCACCUUCUGGAAUUUCAAGGGGCAACUUCAGCAACUCCUCUCGAUUUUGGACAACAAUUUCCCAGAAUUGAGUGGGAGAGUACAGAUCAUUAAUGCUCCUUGGCUUUUCAGCACAAUCUGGGGCUACUUGAAAGGCUGGCUACCCCCGAAUACAGUCGAUAAGAUCGACAUCACCGGGGCUGACUACAGCGGGGUAUUGCUGCAGUUCAUUGAUGCAGAGGCGCUGCCCAAGCGACUUGGAGGCAAAUGUGAAUGUAAAGGUCCGGGCGGUUGUGUGAGGAGUGAUGCGGGACCGUGGAAUGCGGCAGGCGUGGAUGGCAGGCCGGCCGCUGCGGCCGACAAGGAGAAGCUUACGGGUUAGAUGGCCGAAGUGGAACUCAAGGCGAGAAGAC